AUGGCUUUACUUCAGUGCUCGAAGAGUCAAGUCGACAGAAUCUACUUAAGAGCUGCAAAUGCACCCUUUUUUAGAAGGUUGAUGAACAUAACAGGUAUGAGUGAGCAGUGGGUCACAGCCCGAAUCAAACAAAAAAGGGAUAACAAAUGCAUUUCUUGGAGGAAUUUGAAAGAUGUGGUCCUAGUGCAUCUAGAUGUAAAAAAGAGGGUAGAUGUCUUCACUUUGAGCAUAUACGGCUUAUUUAUCUUACUUAGAGCUUUGGGGCAUAUUGAUGAGGCAGUCACUGAUUUAUUCGACCGUCUCGACAAGGGAGUUACUUCAGUUCCAGCAAUUUUAGCGGAAACAUUCAGAUCAUUGAAUGCCUGUCGACGAGCGGGUGAAGGCAGAUUCGUUGGAUGUGGACAGUUAUUACUUGCGUGGUCCCACAGUCAUUUUUGGAAAGUGGAUAAGGUGUCAUAUGGGGUCUUCUCUGAAAACUAUUCGCCACUAAAGGAGAUAGUAGGUACACCGAGAAGAGAUGACAUUUCGAUGGAAAAAUGGAUGGCAAUUCUUCAAAGCCUGCAAGAAGAGGACAUUGAGUGGAGAGCUCCGUGGUUACUUCUAGAUAAAAUUUUGUAUCGGUGUGGUGAUUUUGAUUGGGUCCCUCUACUUGGAAUCUGGGGAGCUAUUGGUUAUGCACCGUUAUUAGUGCUCAGACAAUACAGGUCAAGACAGUUUAUACCCGUAACUCAGGGACUAGCCGGGUGUGAAUUCACGUACGGGGGUGAUGGUUAUAAAAAGAGGAUUCGAGAGAUAUCCAAUGCGUGGAACCAAACUCGACGAAUGAAGAGAUUGGCUGUAGGACCAAUGACAACUCCUGAGUACGAUGAAUGGAGGGUCAGAAGAAUCAAUGACAAUAUUCCCAAAUCAAGUCACGAAGGCAAUCAGUCAUUAGAGGAGCAUUUAAGGGUUGUCCCUUCUGAACUAGAAAUUUUAAAGCAAGAUUUUGAAAGAAGAAAUGCAGAGUUGGAAAAACAGAUAGAGCAGAUGGAAGAAGAAAAAAUUAACUUAAGAUUGGAUGCAGAUGUGCAGAAGCUCGAGAUGGAGCGAUUAAGAAAAGGAAAAGCUAGGGCUGAAGAAGAUCUAGAUAGUCUGAAAACAGAUUACAAGAAGUUGUGA
Messenger RNA from Gossypium raimondii (Peruvian cotton), 1158 nucleotides. RefSeq lists its product as uncharacterized. The record is from RefSeq and is a predicted model, not a curated record. NCBI's taxonomy places the organism in Eukaryota, Viridiplantae, Streptophyta, Magnoliopsida, Malvales, Malvaceae. Bases 1 to 1158 code for a protein of 385 amino acids. The transcript has a single exon.